ACGUAUGGUUCCUUCCUUAGCGCACAGACGAGCUUAAGCUAAAGAGUUAGCAAUGUCAGGUGCCGAGGAAACUUCAAAUGAGCCACUAAACGUCAAAGAAGACAAAGAGUUUGAUGUAGAGGCUGAGGACCACAUUGGGGAUGAUUAUUUUGUUGACCCGACUCGAUAUUUGUUUUACAGAGACAGAAAGGAGUGGGCUGACCUGGAACCUGUUCCUCAGGAUGAUGGACCAAAUCCUGUUGUAAAGAUCGCCUACUCUGAAAAGUUCUCAGACGUUUAUGACUACUUCCGUGCACUGCUGAAGAACGAUGAAAGAAGCGAGCGCGCUUUCGCCUUGACAGCAGAGGCCAUUGAGCUGAAUGCUGCCAAUUAUACAGUUUGGCACUACAGGCGAGUACUCCUGCAAGCCCUGUCAAAGGACCUGAGAGAGGAGAUGAGGUACAUUACUGCCAUCAUCGAGGAGCAACCCAAAAACUAUCAAGUCUGGCAUCACAGACGUAUGGUGGUAGAGUGGUUGAAUGACCCCUCAGAAGAGUUGGAGUUCAUUGCUGACAUUCUCAGCCAAGAUGCAAAGAACUACCACGCCUGGCAGCACAGACAGUGGGUCAUCCAGGAAUACAAACUGUGGGACAACGAGCUGGAGUUUGUGGAGAAUCUCUUGGAGGAUGAUGUGAGGAACAACUCUGCAUGGAACCAGCGGCAUUUUGUAAUAUCUCACACUACAGGCUUCUCUGAUCCAGCCAUCGUGGAGAGAGAGAUCCAAUAUUGUCUGAACCAGAUCAAAAAGGCUCCGCACAAUGAGAGCGCAUGGAAUUAUUUGAAAGGGAUGCUGCAGGACAGAGGUCUGUCGUCUCCGCCUGGCCUGCUGGAGAGGGUCCUGGAACUGAAGGACACACAUUGUUCACCAUAUCUCCUAGCAUUUCUGUUCGAUUGCUAUGAGGAUGCUUUGGAGAACAGCAACCAAAAAGAAAAUGUGGGGGAAGAGGAACGAAAAGAAACUUUAAGGAAGGCUCUAGAAAUUUGUGAACUUCUGGCACAAGAGAAGGACACCAUCCGUAAGGAGUACUGGCUGUAUUUGGGACGUUCUUUAAAGAGCAAAUCUGGAAUCAGUAGCCCCUCCGAGGAGUCCCCUGAACCAUCAGUCCCAGCAUCUGGGCAGCAGGAGAUGAGCUAGACUACCAGGAGACACGCACCAUUUCCACUCCAGUCUUACUUCACUGACACCGAGUGGAACCAACCCAUGGAAUUUGAUAUUGCUAGAAAUUGUUCUAAUGUAUAUGGUUGCAUAAGAUUCAUAAAUAACAACCACUAACAAAAGAUCACCUGAGGAAAGGGAUUAAAAUCAAACAGCAAAAAUUGAAGGAAAUCCUCCUUGUACUAAAGUGUAAUAACAUGCAACGCUUUGGUUCAAAACAUAUCUAAUUAUGUGACAAAAAAAAUGAAAACAACUAAGGAACUACACAGUAAGGCUGUAUCAGACAUCUGGAAUUGGAAAUCAUUAUGCUAGUUUAUCAUCUUUUAGAUUUAUUUGGGCGGCUGUUGUCUGUCUUUGUUUGAAUCUUAAGGCAUCAAUAUUUCUGUCUUUUGAACCUAUAAAUCUGUGUGUGAUGGCAGUCUUCAUACCAUGAAUAUACAUCUGUGAGUGGACUUACAUGCACACAUAAUUUCAUUAAAUGUCUGAACGAUGGCAGGUGAGCAUCUUACGUUAAUACUAGCGGGAUUCGGGCAUUCUGACUUAAUUUGUGUUACUUUUAAAUGUAACUUACAAGUAAGUGUCAUGGUAAAGUUGAAAGUAGUUUUGAGGGGACACUAAUGGGUGACACAACUCCAAAAAAGACUUUAAAUGAAUUAUUAUGUGCAUAUAAACCCACUCUUCAUAUAAGUCAUGUCACGUUUCUUUAUUGUUCCGCGCUGUUAGUCAGAGAAUACAUGUGAUUGUGUUGUAAUGGAGGGAAGAAGCCCAUGAAAUAAACCAGUUUGUAGUACUGAGAGUGAUA
Acanthopagrus latus (yellowfin seabream) is the source of this 1997-nucleotide messenger RNA. It is a transcript of the gene fnta, whose product is annotated as farnesyltransferase, CAAX box, alpha. Gene Ontology annotation, cellular component: CAAX-protein geranylgeranyltransferase complex; protein farnesyltransferase complex; cytoplasm. NCBI's taxonomy places the organism in Eukaryota, Metazoa, Chordata, Actinopteri, Spariformes, Sparidae. The record is from RefSeq and is a predicted model, not a curated record. Gene Ontology annotation, biological process: protein geranylgeranylation; protein farnesylation. Gene Ontology annotation, molecular function: protein farnesyltransferase activity; CAAX-protein geranylgeranyltransferase activity. The transcript has 9 exons. The coding region runs from base 53 to 1174 and encodes 373 amino acids.